Messenger RNA from Chaetomium globosum CBS 148.51, 1431 nucleotides. RefSeq lists its product as uncharacterized. The coding region runs from base 1 to 1431 and encodes 476 amino acids. Lineage: Eukaryota; Fungi; Ascomycota; Sordariomycetes; Sordariales; Chaetomiaceae. Gene Ontology annotation, cellular component: extrinsic component of intraperoxisomal membrane. The record is from RefSeq and is a predicted model, not a curated record. Gene Ontology annotation, biological process: peroxisome inheritance. The transcript is spliced from 3 exons.
AUGGAGUCUGCCAGACCACGAAGCUCCGGAUUUGUGGCCCCGCGCCGUGUCUUUACGGCCCCGGCGCCCCCUUCGGCCCCGCAGCCCGCCGUACCUCCGCAAUCCUCCGGCGAGUUAGUCGACACGCUAUAUGAUCACCCAAACGUCAAGAUCAUUGCUUUUACCGCAGGCCGUGCUGGACCAGAUAUUGAGCCAGGGUCGUUGCCCUGGUCUUCGCAACUGGAGCGGACGCUCGCAGUCGGCCCCUUUAGAAUAUACCGCGCCCCUGGCUCGGUGGCCUUCCUCAGCUGCGGUUCCGCGCUUCAACCGAUACUCCCGAAGAGCCAGGUGUGGUGCGUCGACGAAGAAUCGAGCAAGUUUAUCCUGCAGAUACGGCGGCCCCAGUACUGGCGGAUAGAGGUCCCAAUCGGAGAUGACGAGGAGAUCUGGGGUGCCGCCACAACCGACUCCCUCCCUACGUCUGAACCUAGUGCCACAACAACAGCGACCCCCAUUCACGAGCCAGACUGCCCUACGACCAGUGCUCAACAGCAGCCCGCUGGCACCACCCAGCCAGCAGUAGCCACUCCAACCACCUCGGGUCCCGAAACCCCUUUCAAAACCGCUUCCUCCACCCCGGUACCAACCACCCCCUCCCCCUCAUCCCCCUCCUCACGCGGCCGCCGCCCCCCCAUCCGCCGCGCAACAACAACCUCCUCCUUCUCCUCCCCUUUCUCCUCCCCCUCCUCCCCGCACCGCGCCCUCUCCCCGCUCCCACCCGCCGCCAACCUGCUCACGACCCGACGGCAACCCCCGCCACGCGCCGCCGCCGCCGCCGCCAUGCCCGUCCCCGUGUCCGUGCCCGCGGCGUCCACGCCCGUGAUGCAGAACGCGCUGGCCGCCGUCCGCCGCCUGCCCAUGACCGUCCUGCACAAGACGUGCGCCAUCCUCUUCUCGCCGCCGUCCUACCUCAUCAGCCUGAUGCUGAAGGUCGCGGCGCGGAUUAUGGCGGGGGAAUGGAGAGGGUUGGUGUUUGGGCUGGGGGAGGGCGGCGAGCGGGUUAGUGUCGCGUGGGAUUGGAGUGAUGAUGAUGAGGAUCAUGGGCGUGGUGGUGGUGGUGGUGGUGGUGGUGGUGGUGAUAGUGGGCUGGGUGCGCGGGGUCGGGGGUGGAAUGGUAGCGGCGGGGAUGGAGAUGGGGAUGAUUUCUGGUUGAGGGGGCGGACGGGGCCGGGGAAGGCUAAGAUGGUAGGUGCGUUUCCGGAUAGUGAUGAUGAGGAUUCUCAUGAGGAUGAGGCGGUUGGGCCGCUGGAUAGGUUGGUCGUGGUGUCGCCCGGGAGGAAAAAUAGGGGCGUUGUUUCAGGCAAGGCUGGCGUGGUGGUGGAGCAAAAGGCUGUUGGGAGAUUGCGCGGGAAGCACGGGAAGGAGUCGGACUCGGAAUCGGGCGUGGAUUAG